AUGGCUAGUGGAUCGCUGGCAUAUCGACCACACCAGGAUCUGGACACAGACCUGACGAAAUUUGGCUUCCUAGUCUAUGCUGGAACCGUUCGUGACUUUCACGAAUGGGAGUUCCGAGCUAUGACAAGGUGGAAGCAGACCAAGGUUGAGGAGAGAUCCGACCUUGCGUCCAAGUUCCUCGACUCCUUAAGGAGCGAGGCAUACAUCGUCGCAGAGGAUUUGGGUACUGACGUUUUGUUCUUGAGUCAAAACAUCCCCAAGGUGAUCGAGGCGGUUAGAGAACGCCUGUUCCCUCUGGCGGAACAAGAGACGAAGGAACUUUAUCGGUUAGGAACCCAAGUCGGCGGCAUGUUGUCACGACAGCCGGGAGAGCCGAUGAUCUCCUACAUCGACCGCCGCAAGCGGUGGCUACGCAAGCUUCAGCAAUUAGACAAGGCCCUUCACAUAAGUGAAGCGGUGCUGACGGAUCUAUUGCUGGAUAACAGCGGGCUCACCCGGCAAGAACGACUCAUGGUGCUGACCUCGAUGUCAGGCAGCACAGCGACGAAGGAUGCUGAGGCAUCGCUGAUCCGCAUGCAUAAUCGUAUCCAUACGUUGGAACGAAAGCAGCCCUCCGCCAGGGGCGGAACUGGCAAAGGGAAAGGUUUUCCCAGGAAGGGAGACCGAGGAAAAGGUAAAGGAUACGGUAAGAGAUCCCAGAAAGGGACUGCUUACACGUACCUUUCGGCCGUGGAAGACCUCUUCGAGUACCCCGACGCCGACGAGGACGAAGACGGAACAGCCUACCUGGCAGGCCAAGAGGACCAGGACGGCCAAGACGGUGAAGGGCAGGACUGGGCGUAUCACGGCGAAGAACUCCCCGUGUACGACAGAGAAGAAGACACCGCGUGUGUUGCCCAGUCGGCCGACGCUUCCCUCAGGGACGUCGAGCUUGACGUCUUCACCGCCUUUAUAGGCGCUGGGUUUGACGAGGAGGACAAAGAGGCUUUGGCGUUUCUCGGGCAGACGCCGAAGGGCCACUGGGCGGGUGACAAGGAAUGCCCAGGCCCAGGGAAAGGAGCAGGAAAGCCUGCAGUGGCACACCUUGCCCAGGUUAGGCGUGUGAUGGAUAAGUCCACACAGACCUGCGACUUUAGCGCUAGCCCCAGCGAGAGCGACAGCGAGAGUCACAGCUUUGACCCAGAGCCAACAGCGAACUACGUUAGCUUGGGUCAGGACUCUGAGACGGAGCCUGCGGCGUACAUGGGUUUCUUCGACAAGACCGACUUUGAAGAGUCUGACGAAGAGCUCCUGGACGACUUUGCGUCGCAAGGCGCCCCCUCCACGGAAUGGGAUACCAUAGAGUACCCUGAUGGCAGCGACCAGGUGUUUCGGUUCCACCGGUCGGCGGUGGAAGCUACACUCAGGGCGGCUACGUUGCCGGUGGAGGCCGACUCGCUGCAGAAGGCUAGGAAGGAGGUGACCCUUGAGAAGGAGCAGAAGGGACUCGCCGAGCAGGUGCAGCAGUCCCCACUCAAGGUGCAGAACCUCACGAGGAGACAGCUGGAGGAGUACAACUUUACGAAGUUUGAGGCAGGUGAGGUGGUUAAGAAGUUCUUCAAGCACAUGGAUGCAAUGGACCAGGUUGUAGAGCAAACGAAGAGUGCACAGCCUCGUGAGCAAGCGUCGCCCGCCGCAGCAGCAGCUGGCCCGAGAGAGAGAGGCGCAGCUGUUAGAGACGCCAUGGCGGCGUCGCCUCCCAGCGGAAAGGGCUGGGGAAGCCGAGAAAAGUUCGCCGGCGUGGCGACGGUGGACAAGAAAGGUGAUCCUGGAGAGGACACCAAGCUGACGCUCACCGCUCUGGUGGGGCAGCUGCAGAAGGAUGAUCUCGAAGGAGACAUCAGCCCGAAGAGCGUGCAGAGCUCAGACAGUGAGCCUGCACCCCUGGACGAGGAGAUUGCUGAGCCCCAUCUCCAGCUCGUGGAUCCCUUAGAGGACCACGAAAACGUCUGGGUGAUGCUGGACGAGGGCUGCAACCAGACGUGCCACGGGACAAAGUGGAGGGCUCACUCCUCAAAGGUCCUGGCGAAGUUUGGGUUGCAGUUCACCAGCGUGCGCUCGAGCGGCACGAGCUUCAAGGGCAUUGGAGCGGCUCGAGCGACGGGCAAGUUCGCAAUGCCGUUCGCCCUCCGCAUCAUGCCGGAGAGCGGAGGCCUUCGCCGGAGCACCCGUCUGCAAGGAGAGCUCUCCAGCGUGGAGCUGGACUCUCCGGACGUGCUCUGCCUCCUGUCCUUGCAGGAUCAGGUUCAGCUUGGCCUGAUCAAGGACCUGAGGCGCGGCGAGUGCCGAAUCUCGGGGUACUCCGGGACACUGCAGUUGGCGAGGCACUCGAAGACCGGCCUCCUCCUCCUGUGCGUGAGCCAGUUUGGGGCGAACGUCACAGAGAGGCACAGAAAGUUUGCGGUGAAACCGGAGGUGAUCCCUAAGAGGACAUCCAAGAAGGAGAAGAGCACUUUCUCGAUCCCUUUGAGGGACGGGACCUCACGCAGGGACGAACCCUUGAUCCCUUCAAGGGACAAGGACAGCACGGCGUACAUGCUGUCCGAGAUGGUGAAGGAGACCGAAGGGCAGCGGAAGAACGUUCUGGUGGUCACGUUGGGCUUGGAAAAGCUAGAGUCCUGCCAACGUGGACGCGGCACCUACCGUGGACUCACGGAACUCUUUCGGAGUAUGCGGAAGGGGCAGUCGCACGAGUUCUCGCUGAACAACGAGACCCACGAGGACACGCUUCUGGAAAGCCUGCGCCAGAACUUUGAGUCCUUCCGGGACUACGCCACGGAGCAGAUCCUCUUCCUGGACUGCCGGCACAUGAACGACCCGGGCAAGGACAAGUCCCUCAGGGACCACUUAGGCACGUACCCCAAGAACGUGCAAGCCAUGGUUUUGGACCCGAAGACGAAUGGCAAAUGGGUGGCGUUCAUGAAGGAGGUCGUGCCGGCCGUGCACAAGCUCAUCCAGGAGAACGAGCAGUGCGUGAUUUUUAUGUUUUGCAAAUCGGGUAGGCACAGGUCUGUCUCGAAUGCAAAGAUCUUCUACGAUCUCAUAAAGGAGACGUAUGAAGUGGAAGCGAAGCUACUUCAUCUUUGCGACGGCUACAACUGGCGAUAUCUAUGCGGUGGUUGCGAGGAGUGCAACUGGGAGUCCAAGGAGGUGAUGGACUUCGCAAGGGAGCGCUGGUUCGAAUUCGUGCCCAAGGUGUGGGUGCGAAAGGAUGGCCAGCGCCGCUUAGGCGACGAUGGCGUCGUGGUGGAAGAGCCGAUCCCUUUGGGGACAGCUCAGGCAGCGGGCGCGGGAUCAAGCAGUGAACCGCCGCAGCCUGACUCGGCUGUCAAGCAAGAGGCCGCUCAAGGCGAGCAGCCCGGAGACGAGGACCACGACGAGGACGACACCGCUGGGGCAGUCGAGGCCAGUGCCAGCUCGAAGGCACAGGCGCAGCCCUUCACGGUGGACACCCCUGACGGAGUGUCGGUGCCAGUCCACGACUUGCGACCCGAGCUGGAAGGAUUAGAUGACAAGUUUCUCGAGAAGGUAAGUUUUCUUUUUCUUUCUAGGGUUUAUAGUGUCUUCAACCCAGCGAAGCUUACGGAAGUCACUACGCUCGUCGCCAAGUACGUGGACCACACCUCGCUCACCUGCGCCGUUGCCGCGAAGUACUUAGAGUACGAGGCGGCGAGGGCACUUCUGUCGUCGCUGGUGGCUGACGUCCGAUCCGGAAAGCGGACGGAGAAGGAGUGGGACACCGACCUGGAGCUGGCGAACCGAAGCCUGGACCAGGCGAUCCUCCAGCUGGACGAGGACAAGGAGAAAAGGGAAAAGGUGAGAAAGGAAAAGGAAAAGGCCGAGGAGACAAAGGACGCUGGCCGAACACCAACCCUCGAGGCCCAAGGACUCAUACGGAGUCCGAUCCCGCCAGUACUUCUCAUGCGGAGACCCGCCAUGACCUGGCCAGUUUGGGGGAAAACCCCAAUAACCCGGGCAGCCUCUCGGGGCUACUUGAGCCAAGUCAUCUCGGGACACAAGAGGCACGGCGAAGUUGCCUUUAAAACCUGGUUGCAACCAGGUGUGGGUCACGAGGGAGCCGGACCGCCGGUUCGCGUGUCCUACAGGGCACACGCUGCAAAUUCCUGGGAUAAGGUCCCGACGGAAUUGCAGCGCUAUCGCAAGCAUGUGGCGAUCCAAUGGACGUCCGAUGGGCCCUGGGAGUGGCGCGAGACCAACGUGGCCGCUCACUCAUGGGUUUACUUCGGCGACCGUUGGGACCAGCACCCGCGCAACAUGCUGGUGUUCUUGGUCCCGCCACGCGGCGGCAGUGCCUUCUACGUUGGAGGCAUGCUUCCGGAUCUCAUGGCUUCUGACCUGAAGGUCAUGAAAAAGGAGACCGGAAAGAUGUUUGAGGAUUCUUGCAAGAACCUCAACAGGCACGACGACCUGCUGAUGCAGGCCUUGGGGCUCCCGUCAGUGGCGAUCACGGGCGACCCGCCCACGAUCUUUGCCCUGGCGAGCUCGGAGUUCCAGCCCGGAUCCCUUGAGAGGACCGGCGCUAAGGUGAUCGUGCGACACCCUGGCUACCGUAUGAUCCUUCUGGAGGACAUCGGUUGGCAGAAGCAAAUCUCUAAAGAGAUUGCUAAGAUCCGUCCCGACCUCCUGCUCCUGGUGUACAGUUUGGAAGACCAGGUAGGUCUCACCCCGCAGGUACAGACCUGGCUCCAGUCCCUCUCAGCGUACACAAAAGAAGUGCUUGUUCUUGACAGCUUAGGCAGUGUUAGGUGGAACCUGUGGUUCAAGAACAGUGUCGAGGGUACUGAGAGAGAGUUUCAGUUGUUUCAGUGUAGGGGUGACCUCUGUGUAGGGACGUUUUCGCAGGCGAUAGGUGAAGUCAUGUCAAGUUGGGCGAACUGUGACCAUGAUAUUCACUACUCACCUGUUAGCAUCGACACAGUUGGAACACAUGUUGGUUUUGCCGAAACCUUGGUACUUGUGUUGCAAGAGGGCUGUGUAGAGGACCACGUUGCUGAAGCGUUUCCUGUUGAGGCAAGGCAGGAUGAGGUCGAACAAUCUGGUACUCUAGAUGCUAUAGUGGAUCCCAGAGAUAAUAGAACCACUUUCAUGGAUGAUCUGGAACUGGCCGAGGAAGCAGACAUCUUAGACACGUUGCCUUUAGCAGGGUUUCCAAAGGAAGAGUCUGAGAGGAGAAAGGCAUGGUCUAAGGUGCCGAGGCGUGUUCGCUUGGGGAUCAGGAGGUUGCACACCAUGAUGAACCACAAGCCUAAGGAAGUGCUAGUUCAGGUACUUCGUGGGGCAGGUGCUUCUGAGGAACUGGUGAAUGCAGCUAAGAUCUUCAAGUGCGAGUCUUGCAGGGUUAGUGAAGAGAAGGUUCGCACACACCCUGUGUCAGCUCCACCACCCUACGAGUUCAACCACACUGUUUCGGUGGACGUGUUGGAGACUGCAGACUCGACAGGUGCAAAGUUUAGCUGGCUGAACAUUAUAGAUGUCGGCACAAGCUACCAAGUUGUGACCUUGGUCCGCGUUGGAGGCGGACAGCCAAGCUCAGCCAAGUGCUUGCAGAAGUUCAUGCAGCACUGGGUUUCCCCUAUUGGGUGGCCCAAGGUUGUUUCCCACGACCGUGGGCUAUACAACAGAGGUGCGUUCGCGCACGGGCUGAGUAGCCAUGGGGUCCAGAUCCGCCAAGCCGGACUGGAGUCGCCCGAGCACAUAGGAAAGUGCGAAAGGCACGGAGGCAUCAUAAAGAGAGCCUUCAAGCGUUUGGUCAAGGACCACAACGUUGUGGGCAAGGAUGAUGUCAAGGUGGCGAUGCUCGAGGCGCAGGUCGCAAAGAACGAGUUCAUGCGUGUCGGAGGUUUUAGCCCCACUCAGUGGGUGCUUGGACGCCUGCCCAGAGGAGUGGGGCACGUUUUGGACGAGGAAGAGCUGGGUCAGCUCGGAGUCCUGUCUGGCAGGCUGGACGCCACGACAGCCUUCGGCCGACAGGCCGAGUUCAGGCACACUGCCAGGAAGGCCUUCGUGCACGAGGACUGCAGCCGCCGAGUCAGGAAGACUGUCCUGAGGAAAUCGGCGCCUCUUCCGGGGAAAUACCAGGCAGGAGACCUGGUAUGCUACAGGAUCUCGAGAGAUGAACACUCAGGUGUCAGUACGUGGAGCACGGUGAGUAAGAUCAUCGGCUUCGACAACAAGACUGUCUGGGUUGUUCACCAGGGUGUCCCUGUGGCAACAAGCCUGGCUCGACUCAGACCGUGUACGUCGGCUGAGGUUCUGGCGUUUCAAGUACUUAACCGGGGCAACAUACAGUACGAGCACGCGGAGGUUGAACGCGAACAACAAAGGUACAUUGAUGCCACCGGGGAUGAUCUAGUACUAGACGACCCAGAAGAGCCACCGGACGGAGGGAUUGGAAUAGGUUCUCCGAUCCAAAUGGAUGCAGAAGCAGACCCUCCAGAGAUUGCGGCCGCUGCUCCAGAACGAGCUGUUCGAAGGAGAGUUGGAGCAACACGUGAAGAGUCACGGGCCGUGACUGUGGAGGAGCCGGAGAACGAACAGGUGGACCCUCCAGGAGGGAUCCAAGAGCCGAUGGCUGAGGACACGGCGGUGGACGCCGAUGGUGAGGCCGAGGCCACGGAAGGCAGCGCAGCUUACGCCAGCCACUUCUGGACGAAACAGGAAAGAACCGUUUGGAACUCACUCCCCGGGGAGAAGGAGUACGAGGCCUUACGGGUUUUCUUCGCAGACCGCGUCGAGGACGACAAGAAGGUGACGCAGUGGCGCAAGCGUCGCAAGAACUUUACGUCCAGGAAGCAGAAGGAGAAGCACGGGAAGAUCCUAAUGUACCACAAAUGCCCUGAGGAUGUUCAGAAGGAACUGGACAAGAGCAGAGCCAAGGAAUGGGCAAAGUGGCAGGACUUCAGUGCUGCGAUCAUUCUUGAUGACGCUCAGUAUGACGAGUUGAUCCGUGAAGGACAUCAAGUCAUACCUACCCAAUGGGUAGAGCUGGACAAGAACCACAACAAGAGGUUACUUGAUCCUACCGUAGAAGCCAACUACAAGAGUAGAUUGGUUGUUCGGGGUGAUCUUGAGAAGGGUGAUCCUAGGAGUGAUAGCCCCACUGCUAGCAUAGAAGCUCAGAACUUAGUGUUUUCCUUUGCGGCUUCUAGGAAGGUCAAGAUUAAAUCCCUGGACGUGACUAACGCCUAUUUUCAAGGCGAAGAGAUAGAUAGAGUACUUCUACUAUCUCAGCCCAAGGGAGGACUCCCUGGGCUUAAGCCCCACCAGCAUAUGCUGGCGAGAGCACCCAUCUACGGCAGCACCGAUGGUGGUAGGAGGUUUUGGAAGCGGCUUAGGAAUUACCUUAAAGGUAAAGGACUUCGCGAGAACCGCAUCUACCGCGCUUUGUACAGUUACACAGACGCCGAUGGGAUUGUGCAGUUGCUCUUGACGUCUCAUGUAGACGAUCUAUUGUGGGCUUGUGAGCCGUCAUGCGAUUGGAUCAUGAACGAUCUUAUUGAGACGUUCAAAUGUGGGAAGGUCGAGACCGGGAGCUUCAGGUACUGCGGGAAGGAGAUAAGCCAAGACGAGGAUUUCAAUAUCCAUGUGACCUGCAGCGAGACAACGAGGAACGUGAACAAGAUUCACGUUGACAAGAGGAGGCACCCGGGAGAUCCCUUAACGGACUCUGACAAGACGCAGAUGAAGAGCGUCGCUGGGUCCCUUGCUUGGGUUUGCAGGCAAUGCCGACCCGACUUAAGCUAUAGGGUAUCCAAGAUCCAGUCGGCUUCUAGCAAUGGUACCGUCGCUGACAUCAGAGAUGCCAACAAAGCGGUCGAGUACGCUAUUAGCACCUACGACAGAGGACUUGUUUUCAAGUCUGGGCUGUUGGACUGGAAGACACCAGGUGCUCUUUUGAGUCUGGUGAUCACGGACGCUUCUCACGCGAAUGAGUCCGAAGAGAUGAUCAUAAAUGAAAUGACAUCUGUGGAAGGACACCGGAGCCAAGGUGCAAGGAUGGUGUUUCUUACAGACGGCGCCCUGUGGAAAGGGAACAAGGGUAGCAUUCAUCCCAUCUUGUGGGCGAGCAACCUCGUUCGGAGGGUAUGUCGCUCCACCAUACAGGCAGAGGCCUACACACUUCAGGCAGGUGUGGAGGACGGUGACGUGCUGAGAGCAGCUGUCACUGACAUCUUCGGAUGCCUCGAUAUGAAAAGGUGGGAAGCUACGUCGGCCAAGUUUGUGAAGCAGAUCUGGAUGACAGACUGUAAGAGUCUGGAGUUGACGCUUUCGAAUCCGAAAUGCAAUAAGCAUUCGGACAAGAGGUUGAGCAUCGAAAUCGCGUCUCUUAGACAGGAGCUAUGGCGCAAAGCUGGCGAGAAAGCAGGUGAUCCGUUUUACGACGACUACAAGCCAGCGGAUGAUCAGUUAACUGACAUCGUCAGAUGGAUUGACACUGACGUGAUGAUCGCUGAUCCGUUGACUAAGGUCAUGGAGCCGGUCAAGUUGGUUGAAGCUCUGAAAACCAACACACUCGACGUAGAGCAGCCGCUCGAGAGUGUCGUGAAGAAGCGCGCCAAGCAGCUUCAGAGGAGGUCGACGAAGAAGGAAGAGGACAACGAGCAAGACCGUUGA
Symbiodinium sp. CCMP2592 is the source of this 8673-nucleotide messenger RNA. NCBI's taxonomy places the organism in Eukaryota, Dinophyceae, Suessiales, Symbiodiniaceae. The record is from the annotation of a GenBank genome assembly.